CGACUCAUGAGGGUGUGUUCCUUCAUUUGCUCUCUUGCUGAUAAUUGUUUACAGGGUCAUUGUUACUUUUAUCUACCGGCUAAAGUUGUAUUUUUUAUGUUAAAUGAUUGUCUUUGAAAUAACUCAAACAUCAGUUGAAGUAGAGAGGAGAGAAAAAAUAUAUAAAAAAGGCGGAACCAAAAUAACAACUCGUAUCCAACGUCGGAAAUUGACAGUGUGACACCCAGCGGAAGUAAACAACGGAGUUAGCGGGGGAAAGAUGGAACGUUAGUAGUCUUCGCGGAGGUAAAACAACAAUGUCGUCAGUUGAGAACAUGAGAAAGUUUGUCCACGAGCGGCUGACUGCUGCUGCGGAAGAAAUAUUCGGAGUUUUUGAAAAAACUAUCUUCGAGUACCAGGAAGAGGUCGACCGUCAGCGCAGACUGCUGGACAUCGUUUGGAAACCUGAAAUAAAGCUACGCAGAACAGAGCUCCUAGAGCAACAUGUCUGUAAGGAAGAGGAGGAGGAAGAGGAGGUUCUCUCUGAGCAGCAGCUCUGUAUUCAGGAGAGGAGCUCCAGUCUGGACCAAGAGGACCCAGCGCCUCCACAGACCAAAAAGGAACAAGAGGAACUCUGCACCAGUCCGGAGGGAGAGCAGCUUGAGCUGAAGCAGGAGAAGGAGACCUUCAUGUUGACUCCUACUCAUGAGGAAACGGACCACAGUGAGCCAGAACCCACAACUGACCACCAGCUCGUAGCUGAGAGCCCAGAUUGUAAAGGAAGUGAGCAUGAAGACUCUGAAUCAACCAGAAAUCCAGAGCCAGAACCAAAGAAAAUAGAUCCCAAAAAUAGAAGUCACUGUGACAAUGAGAACUUGUUAAUGAUUCCCAAUGAUACUCAAAUCGGGAAAGCACUUUUCCAAUGUGAUACAUGUGGAAAAACUUUCACGUCCAGGUCAGGUUUGUCUUCACACCUGAGAACCCACACACGCGAGAAGCCCCUUUCUUGCACAUUAUGUGGAAAACGAUUUAGUGUGACAUCAAAAUUGAAUGCUCAUACAAGAAUCCACACAGGCGAGAAGCCAUUUACUUGCAAAACAUGUGGAAAGAGUUUUGGACGUAGUGGUAGCUUGACGGACCACAUGAGAACGCACACAGGCGAGAAGCCAUUUACUUGCAAAACAUGUGGAACGAGUUUUGGACGUAGUGUUAUCUUGAUGGUCCACAUGAGAACGCACACAGGUGAGAAGCCAUUUCCUUGCAAAACAUGUGGGAAGGAUUUUAUAUCUAAUGCUAACUUGAAGGUCCACACAAGGACACACACAGGUGAGAAGCCAUUUUCUUGCAAAACAUGUUCGAGGAAUUUUGGAAGAAGUAGUAGUUUGACGGUCCACAUGAGAACACACACACGUGAGAAGCCAUUUUCUUGCAAAAUAUGUAGAAUGAAUUUUCCAUAUCGUUCUCACUUGAAAAACCACAUGACGACACACAGGUGAGAAGCCAUUUUCUUUCAAAACGUAUGGAAAAGAUUUUGGACGUAAUGAUGACUUGUUGGUUCACAUGUGGAGAGCCCUCUCUGGGUAGAAGCCGUAACUGCAAGAAAACAUAAUUUGAGGCUACUCUGUUGACGAGGCUCAUAAGAUCACAUACAGACACGUAGCCUUGUGUUUGCAAAAUGAAGAAAGAAACCCUCUCUUUGUAUCGGUGAGUCAGUAAUGUUGACAUUAGACAACUUCUGUUUUCUGUCUACCUCAUUAAACAUUUCCAUGUAGUUUGUAAUUUCAUUAACUUGAAACAAUUAUCGUUGUUUUGGAUUUAAAAAGUGGCCCACAAACAAAUUGCAGGUGGUGUGCAACACGGUGCUGUCAAAGAAUCAGCCGGAGCAAUAGUGAACAAAGGUGAAUGAAAAGUAGGAAUCAGUGCUCGAAGGGAAGUGGGCAGCAAAAUGCAGUUGUUUUUCUUACCUCUUUUAUGUAUUCUGAUGAUAAAGUGAUGUGAGGUGAUGAAUACCAGAUUCACGCUGAGGUCUAAAGCUUUAAGUAUAUUAUGUUCAUCAAGGCUGCACAUGUGUCUCACUGACAUGAAGAGAAAAAGUAGUCAUAGUGAAGAACUGUUAAGUUAUACCAUACAAGAGUUGUUUUAAUGUUGGAGCUCACAGACUGUUUAUUGUUAAUUUAUGACUUAAUACCGUAGCUGAUGGUUUGAUCAGUGGGGCAUCCUCAUGUUGAACAAGCUGUGCUGGAAUGUAACUGCAUGAACUCAAAUACUGUAAUAUUGUACAACGCUGUCCUCAGAUGGCUAAGAUUUCAUUUAAAUUCCACACAGAAUCUUGAGCUGAAAAAAUGUAAAUACAUUUGAGGUAUAUUUGUACUUUUAAUAUUUCUACUUUACUACAUUUUACAGGCAAAUGUUGUAUUUUUUAAGCCACUCCCUUUUAAUUAACAGCUAUAGUUAGUUUGCUGAUUAAGAUUUUAACGAACGAAAAUUGAUAUAGUGCCUUCAAUCUGUUUUCUUGUUAAACUAUGCAUCACUGUGUGAACCUUGUAAACAAUUAAAUCGCUCCACCUCAA
This is a messenger RNA of Pseudoliparis swirei, 2549 nucleotides long. Its product is annotated as zinc finger protein OZF-like. The coding region runs from base 297 to 1475 and encodes 392 amino acids. The transcript has 2 exons. Gene Ontology annotation, biological process: regulation of transcription by RNA polymerase II. NCBI's taxonomy places the organism in Eukaryota, Metazoa, Chordata, Actinopteri, Perciformes, Liparidae. The record is from RefSeq and is a predicted model, not a curated record. Gene Ontology annotation, molecular function: DNA-binding transcription factor activity, RNA polymerase II-specific; RNA polymerase II cis-regulatory region sequence-specific DNA binding.